AUAGAGAUAACCCCAAGUCUUCAUAUUAUCAUAGAGGCUGUAGGAAGGGGGUUUGACUGCUUUUUUUAUCGUAAACUUAAAUCUGAAGACCCUAUCAUUAAACGUGAGUUUGAAAAAAUUACAGAACAAGGAACAGUAUUUUAUGAUUGCUGUGUAAUGUCAAUUGCAUAUAGUGAUCGUUUAGGUAUAUAUGCUGAUGGCUUAAUGAAUUUAAGACAAUAUUUUGAAGGUAAUAAAAAUUACGAUUAA
Messenger RNA from Dentiscutata heterogama, 249 nucleotides. The record is from the annotation of a GenBank genome assembly. Lineage: Eukaryota; Fungi; Glomeromycota; Glomeromycetes; Diversisporales; Gigasporaceae.